AUGCCGUACCUCGAGUCUUCGUUCCUUACUGCGCAUGCUGGCUUGACGAAACAAGCGACCGCUGGUCAAAGGAAACGAAGACGCUGGGUACGAGGAUGGAGUAUUGAAACUGGUGCGCCACCUGCGCAACACGAAGAAUACAGUAGUUCGACAAUCAGCACUUUGAUAUAACUGCUGUACAAAAUUACUGGCGUAGCUGGCGGGAUCGAGAUCGGGAAAAGUGUCUGAGAGAGGUGUGCCGUUCUAAGUAGGAGUAUGGCUCUGGAUAGUAGUAAAGGGCAAGCAGCGCCCACUCUAUGGUUGUCUUUCAACGCCGCUUUCAAAGAGCAUUUUAGAAUUACAAAGUUCAUCAUGGAAGCAGGUCACAGACUAAAGCUACCCCCAGUGGCCUGUGCUUCUGCGUGUAAUCUGUAUCAUCGAUUCUACAAGCAAUACCUUAAAAGUGACUACGAUUCAGCUGUUAUAGGCUGCACUGCUUUGUAUCUUGCAUCCAAAACUGAGGAAUCUCCUUGUAGGCUGCGAGAUGUGAUAAAUGUAUCAUACAGGAUGUUACAUAGAGAAAGAGGACCUUUGGAAGUGGGAUCUUUGUACUGGGAACUACAUGACAGUGUGGUUAAUUGUGAGCUGAUAAUGUUACGAAGUCUUCAGUUUCAUGUAGCUUUCAAUAACCCACACAAGUAUCUUCUACACUACCUCAACUCUCUUGAAGACUGGCUUGACAACGAAUCAUGUAGCACAAUUACUGUCAGUCAACUUAGCUGGAGCUUGUUGCAGGAUAGUUUCCACACUACAUUAUUCUUGGAGUACAGUCCAGCUGUGAUUGCAGUAGCAAUGAUAUAUUUCUCUCUGAUAUGUCUUGGGAUUAAAGUUCCAUCUCAGGGGGUUCGACUUUCUUGGUGGAAGGUUGGUGUCUUAGUACUUGAAUUUUUUAAAUUUACAGUAAAAUUACAGUUAAUACAAGUUAGCCCCAGCUGCAAGGUUAAUAAUUUCAAUUCAUGUCAUUAUUGAGUUCCGGUCUCGACACAGCAAGUUUAGGUAUGAAGUACGAAACAUUGGUAGACACUGGCACCUCACAACAAAGUAUUGGUAUUGGUGUGUUUCCUUAUGAAUGUAUUUUUAUUAUAGUUCACAGUAAGUUACUAAAUACAGAUGUAAAUAUAUUUGACUGUAUUUUAAAAACUGUAUCUACAAAGAACUCACGACAGUCCGAGAGCUCUGAGUACCUUGACCACCCCUCCCCUCUGGCUAGGAGAUUGGCCUGUCACACGUCCAUUCAACAUGCGCCUCUCUAGCAAGGUCCCCUCUCAAUACAGAACCCUCAAGCACUGUUCAACAACAGAGCAAAGUGUCCAGUGAGCGACACAGUCAAAAUUAACGUUGUUUAGCACUGAAAACAUAAGUAUAGCUGAGUGAAGGAGAGCAGCGAUUAGGUUUGUACUUGGGCUUCGAAAACAUAGCAGGGCAUUUUAUUCAGCAAAGUCACUCAGAUAUACUACCUACAAAAUUGCAACCGCUAAUUUUAUGGGAAGCUAAUUUUAGAAACAGUUUUUAAAUUAUUUAUCCUUAUUUAUUCAUCCUAAACUUCAAUAUAGUAAAUUAUCGCAUUUUUUUUUAAUUGUAUACUGUAAAUUUUAAUAUAUUGUAAAGUAGUCUAGUGUACCCAAUUAAUUCUUAAUUUCGUAUUCUUAACUGUACAUUUUAAAUCUUAAUCUAUUGUAACGUAGUAGUGUCCCCAAUCAGCUUCUGUAAGCUAAAUACCUACCCUGACACUUAAAUAAAGUUAUUAUUAUUAUUAUAAGGUUCUCAUAGUUCCGAAUUUCUCGGCUAUGAAUGAUUUAAUCCAAACAUAAAAAUAAUACAUUGUAGCUUUAAUACCAGUCAUAUAGGAAUACUUUCCACCAAAUAUCAGAAGAAAGGGUCUAAUAUUAGAGCUAUACGAAUUAUUUAAUUAUUAAAUUAUUAAAUUUUAUUUAUUUUAUAUCUUGUUCAUUUAUUGAUUUAUUUCUUUAUUCGUUUGUUUAUUUAAUACGGCAACGAUCGGAGAGGUAAACUCGGCUGAAAUUGACUCAUUUUUUACUUAAAAUUGUGUAGGGAGAGACACAGGUUUGCACGCCAUUACAGCGCCAAGCUACAAACAACCAAACAAACUCUCACAACUUCAAAAAACUCAUUUGAAUUUACUUACAGUGACUUUCCUUGCCAUUUAAAGGUGAAUAGAGAUAAACUUGCGUUGAUUAAUCGUCUAUAGGAGUGUAAAAAGAGCGAAAGAUUGACGAUUACUGGUAAUUCGUUCAGGAAAAUAGAUCAACUCAACGGAUUCUGCCCGCUGUAACGGUCCGGAUGAGAAAAUUCCGCCUGCUCCAGGAACCAAUCAGAUUGCAGGAUUUGUUGAAUUCCGCACGCUCACGAGCUGAGAAAAAGAUAAUGUGCAGUAUUACUUCAAAGUUGAAUUCAACUUUUGGAACGAUUGAUAAUGCCACGGCCGACAAAAUGACUACAAAAGUCGUGUCGUGCUUUUGAUUUACAACUUUCAUCUUUCUUUCUCUGCGCUGUAAUAUUCUGUCGCGCGGUGAAGAAAUUAUUUCAUUUCUUGUUUUCAACUUGGUUUUUACUUGUGUCUUUUGCUUUUAUUUUCCCUUGUUUUCUCAAAUGUUGGCCAUUAUAUAUAAUGCAAGAAUGGAUAUUUUUCGUUUUGUCCUCCAAAGUCAAUAUUUAAGAUAUUUCCCCUAUUUAAUUUUCUCGGCCUCUUUUGGGAAUUUUGUCGUGCGAAAAAAGAAGUUAUAUGAUUUCUUCUUUUCUUGUCAGUUUUACACAUCAGGUUGAGUUCCUUUUGUUGAUAUAUUUAUAAAAAAGA
Molecule: messenger RNA, 2854 nt
Organism: Orbicella faveolata
Lineage: Eukaryota; Metazoa; Cnidaria; Anthozoa; Scleractinia; Merulinidae
Product: cyclin-Q-like
Biological process (GO): regulation of transcription by RNA polymerase II
Molecular function (GO): cyclin-dependent protein serine/threonine kinase regulator activity
Source: RefSeq, a predicted model, not a curated record